AUGUUUAAGAGGAAGAAAAAACAACUAGACCGCGUGUUUUCUUCAUCUCAGCCCAAUUUGUCCCAGUCCUUUGAAGACAAGAAGACACACAGUCUGGAGUCAGGUCCCAGCACCAGCAGCGGCGGACAGUGCCAGCUCGAGCCCCUCGGUGCUGCUUCUGGAGCCACUGGAAGUAAACCCGAGCUGUCUCUACACGGGAGCCCCAAGCUGUCCGUGUCGCUCAUCAUGCACCAACAGAAGAGCUCAUCUCUGGGAUCGGCUUGUUUUGAGAGGCUGGUAGUAGAGCCAGCGGCUUUCGUGGCAGAGGAAGAAGAUCAGCAUACAAACACAAGUGAUUCUGGCAUUAACAUUGUGGAGUCCAGUAAUGCUGAGCCCCCUCCACGGCCCCCGAGUCCAGCCAUGUUCCAGCUGGAUAUCAUCCUAAAGAAAGGGAAUAACCUGGCUAUCCGAGACCGAACAGGACAAUGUUUUUCGAACGUGAUGGACAUGGAGGACUCAUUAGUGGUUGAAUGGGGUGCCAUGCUGACAGAAUGGCUCAUCCCUGCUGUAUUUUACCUGACUCACCGUCGCUCUAGAUAA
Messenger RNA from Knipowitschia caucasica, 579 nucleotides. Lineage: Eukaryota; Metazoa; Chordata; Actinopteri; Gobiiformes; Gobiidae. The record is from the annotation of a GenBank genome assembly.